Messenger RNA from Botrytis byssoidea, 1017 nucleotides. RefSeq lists its product as uncharacterized. The record is from RefSeq and is a predicted model, not a curated record. Gene Ontology annotation, molecular function: oxidoreductase activity, acting on single donors with incorporation of molecular oxygen, incorporation of two atoms of oxygen; iron ion binding. The transcript is spliced from 5 exons. NCBI's taxonomy places the organism in Eukaryota, Fungi, Ascomycota, Leotiomycetes, Helotiales, Sclerotiniaceae. The coding region runs from base 1 to 1017 and encodes 338 amino acids.
AUGAUUCACUCCAGCCUUUUCAAUGAGAUUGUUGACCGUGAUAUCUUCUUUGAGGAUACGAAAACGCCUCGUGAUCUCAGUCACUGUGCAGAUAUCUUUCGGAAGCGCGGUGCUAAGGACGGAAACAGGGAGCGUAUUGCGGUCGCUGUGGCCAAAGCUCGUGCUGACUUGGGACUUCCACGGAAGAAAGCACCCAUCAAAGCUAGAGCCACAAAUCCUGUUAGCAUCUCGCAUCUCUCUGGUCUCGGUGUCACACCUACAACGCCCAACGUGGAAGAGAUAAUUUAUAGCAACUCUUCUUGUAUUUUGUCACUUGAAGGAGAGACAGGCCCAUUCUACGUAUCAGGGGAGCAUAUACGUAGCGAUCUUCGGGAAACCCAAGCUGGCGUUCCUGUUAUUUUGGACGGUCAAUUUCUCGAUACCACUACAUGCGAGCCAAUACAAGAUCUUUAUUGGAAUAUUUUGAACUGUAACUCUACUGGUGUUUAUGGCGGCAUUCCAGCGAGCUCCAUGAAUGGUAAUGCCGGAGAUGCUUCUAAUAUAAACAAGACAUUUCUUCGUGGCCUUCAACCUACGGACGCUAACGGAGUCGCAAAAUUUACUUCUCUCUUCCCUAGACAUUAUGCGGGUAGAACAACUCAUAUGCAUGUCGUUGCACACAUUGGAGGAACCGUAUUAUCGAAUGGCACAUAUACUGGUGGGAAGGUCUCCCAUAUCGGACAGGUAUUUUUCGAUCAGAGCUUGAUUACCAAGGUGGAAGCUUUGUCUCCUUAUAAUACCAACACGCGAAGGUUGACCACAAAUGCUGCCGAUAGAGUUGUGGCUGCCGAAAUCGCUGAUGGCUCGGACCCAUUCUUCACCUAUGUUUUGCUCGGUGGCACAGUAUCUGAUGGAAUCUUCGCCUGGAUCACCUUUGGUAUAAAUCAAGGUGCAUCAUACACAGCUAGUGCUGCUGCAAGACUCACUGCCAAUGGAGGUGUUCCCAUUGCUGGAGGGGGUCGCCCAACUAUUGCAUAG